Messenger RNA from Lepisosteus oculatus (spotted gar), 5682 nucleotides. It is a transcript of the gene nsd2, whose product is annotated as nuclear receptor binding SET domain protein 2. The record is from RefSeq and is a predicted model, not a curated record. Gene Ontology annotation, cellular component: nucleus. Gene Ontology annotation, molecular function: histone methyltransferase activity; protein binding. NCBI's taxonomy places the organism in Eukaryota, Metazoa, Chordata, Actinopteri, Semionotiformes, Lepisosteidae.
CAGCGCGUUUCGCCGUUAGGGUCGCGCCGUGCCGUGCCGCCUGGAAGCGCCUCGCUCGGGUGUUUUUUUUUCCUCCUUCUCUCUCUUUAUAUCCCUUUAAACUAAAGCGGAGGGGUUAGUGUGUUACUUGCACUGUGCCUGGGACGGGCGAGUGAAUUGUAUUUCAGCACAGGGAGGCGUGCAUUUUUAAAAGCAAAAAAAAAAGAGAGAGAGAUAGAAUCGGCUGCGAAGUUGUUCGCCGGGUAGCGUUACCGUCCGAGAUCAAUGUGGUUGUUUCACGAUUCUGACCCGGGGAGGGGGGGUAGCCAGCGUUUCUUCGGGCAUUUUUUUUUUUUAAUUCAUGCACGGAAUGAAAAUCGCUCUGUUUCUCGCGGGGCCUACCCGGGCAGCACGGCAAUGCCUGCAGUCCCGGCCGGGGUGUUUGUCCGGCCCGGUAGCCGCGGGGCUCGGGGCUCGCUGGUGGCCGCCCGUGAUGGCAAGGGGCUGGGGGGGGUUAGAUCUGCACAGCCUCCACAGUGCGUCUCGACCCGCGUGUGUCGCCGUGUUAUUUUCGCUGGACCCCGCAGAGAGCUGGCUGACCCGCUUGGGGGGCUGUUGAUCGUCUGGGGGGGACGGGGGGACAGGGGGACAAGCCACCGCUGUUGGUCCUGACGUUUGGUGCCUACCUGGGAGGAGAGAUCACGGCAGGAAGGGACUUCGCUCGGUUGAAUGAGAUUGGAAACAGCUGGACUGAAUGGAUUUGAAUGCCAAGGGCAGCUCUCUGCCGUUGAUGCCCGAGCACCUGAGCCCUGUCAGCAUGAAGCAGGCUCCCGAGGCGCUGAGCAGCCGCAAGAGCCAGGCGGCCGGCGUGGAGAUGAGCGCCGACCCGGCCAUCCUCAUGGACAAGGCCGCCGCCGCCCAGCUGGUCGCCACCCUGCAGGACACGGUCAUCCAGAUCAGCGGCGAGCGGCUGAAGGACCUGACCUCCCGCGUGCUGAACGGCGACCAGGACAAGCUGCCCAAGCUGUGCGCCGCGGAGCCGCCGCCCCUCCUGAAGGGCGGGGACCCCCCCACGCCGCACGCCAGCCCCCCGAAGAAGGGCGACUCCCCCGAGAUCAAGCUCAAGAUCACCAAGACGGUGGCCAACGGCAAGCCCCGGUUCGAGUCCUGCUUCUGCGAGGACGGGGAGGUGCCGGCCGCCGCCGCCGCCCCUGCAGCCCAGAAGAGGAAGGAGAGGGAGAACAAGGGGAGGAAGAGGAGGAGAAGGCUCGUCAGGGCUGAGCCGAGGCGGCGCCCCCUCCUGGCGCCGGCGGCGUCAUCACCGGCAAGUGUGGCUUCAGGCAGCGGCGCGGGGACAGCGUGCAAGGUUGGGCAUUCGAGCUUCUCCACCCCCCCUCUCGCCUCGUCCUCGGUGUCUCCAGUGCAGGAGCCCCUGAAAGACAGCGAGGGGGAGCUGCCGGGGAAGUUCUCCGUGGGCGACGUCGUCUGGACCAAGGUGUCGGGGUACCCCUGGUGGCCCUGCAUGGUAACCAAAGACCAAGCUCUCAGCAGCCACAUCAAACUGAAAGCAGUGAACAGCCGGACGAGCGUGCAGUACCACGUGCAGUUCUUCGGGAAUGCCCCCGAGCACGGCUACAUCUUCGAGAAGAGCAUCGUGCCCUUCGGCGGGGAGCAGCAGUACAGGGAGCUCUGCCAGGAGAGCGCCAGGCCGUGCGCGGCCCGCAGCGACAAGAAGAAGCUGCCCAAGUCGGUGCCGGCCAAGCUGCGGGCCCAGUGGGAAAUUGGGAUCACGCAGGCGAAGGAGGCGGCUGGCAUGGAGACAAGAGAGCGCCUGGCCAAGUUCACCUUCGCCUACGUCAACGGCCGGCCGCAGCUCAGCCCCCGCGUGCUCGGCGAGCUGGGCCUGGAGGAGCGGGACCCCGCCGCGCUGCCCCGGGCCUGCCAGGAGUCCGCCGCCCUGCCCCCAGAGCCCCCUGGCCCCCCCGCCGCCCCGCACAGACGCAGCACCUCAUGGACUAAGAGGACGCCCACGAUAAAGGCUCCUGGCAGGAUCAGGGCGGGCAAGGGGCGCCAGUGGCCGCUGAAGAAAAGGAAAGAGGUCUCGACGGUUUCCAAGCAGAAGGAAGACCAGGCGCAGCCGGACGACCAGGCUGUGGCAGAAUCUCUGGACGUCUCGAAGGAGAAUGGGAAAGAUUCGCUUGCUCCCAAGCUGAAGGGGAGGAGAGGCCGAAGGAGGCUCCAUCCUCGCCCGGCUGUGAAGAAGGCCCAGUUGGAGGACGCCUUUGUGGAGGUCUCCCUGAGCGAGUCCUCGGCUCCGCUGGGCCCAGGCAGAAGAGUACGGAAAACAAAGCCUUGUGCACAUCGGGAAUUGAGGAAGAAGUCGGAUCUCAUAGGAAGCCCAAAAUCGACCCAUCCAAAAAGGCUGGGAAAGAGACCACUGGACGACACUGAAGUGGACAAAGUGGAACAGCCCAGGAAGAGGGCCAGACUCAACAGCAGUACUCCACAGCGCAAGACCCGCAAAUCCAAAUUGCUAGCGGAGACGACGGAACGGGCCGUGGAGAGCGCACCGGCUCCUCGGACAAGCCGCUGGGGAAGUAAACCACUGGAGCAGCGCCAGCCGGCGAAGAAGAGGAAGCGCGCCUCGGCCGGCCGGCCCUCCCUUUCCCCGGCGAGCAAGAGGCCCUCGCCCGCGGCGGCCCACACUGAGAGCUCCGGAGAGGAGCGGCCCGUGUCGCCCUGCGAGAGCACGGAUGACGCGCCGCCCGGGACCUCCGCCUCCGUCAAGAGGGCGGAGCGCGGCAGCGCCGCCAAGAAGGACAACGUCUGCCAGGUGUGCGAGCUGCCGGGGGAGGCCCUGCUGCUGUGUGAGGGCCAGUGCUGUGGAGCGUUUCACCCCCGCUGUGUGGGGCUGAAAGAAAAGCCCCCGGGGAAGUUCCUGUGCCAGGAGUGCACCACCGGUGUCCGCCCCUGCUUCUCCUGCAAGCAGGCGGCCGGGGAGCUGAAGCGCUGCGCGGUGCCGCAGUGCGGGAGGUUCUACCACGAGGCCUGCGUCCGCCAGAGCGCGCUGACCGUCUUCGAGAACAAGGGCUUCCGCUGCCCCCUGCACGUCUGCCUCAGCUGCCACGUCAGCCACCCCUCCAGGCUCAAGGCCAAGAAAGGCAAGAUGCUGCGCUGCGUGCGCUGCCCGGUGGCCUAUCACGCGGGAGACCAGUGCAUCGCGGCCGGCUGUGAGCUGCUCACCUCCAGCAGCAUCAUCUGCACGAACCACUUCACCGCCAAGAAGGGCUACAGCCACCACACCCACGUCAACGUCAGCUGGUGCUUCGUCUGCUCCAAAGGGGGCAGUCUGCUGUGCUGCGAGUCCUGCCCAGCAGCCUUCCACCCGGACUGCCUGAACAUAGGGAUGCCCGAUGGCAGCUGGUACUGCAACGACUGCAAGGCUGGGAAGAAGCCCAAGUACAGAGACAUCAUCUGGGUCAAGCUGGGAAGUUACAGAUGGUGGCCGGCAGAGAUCCGACACCCGCGCGGCAUCCCCACCAACAUCCAGCACCUGCGGCACGAGCUCGGGGAGUUCCCCGUCUUCUUCUUCGGCUCCAAGGACUACUUCUGGACGCACCAGGCCCGCGUCUUCCCCUACAUGGAGGGGGACCGGGGCAGCAAGUACCAGAGGAACGGCAUCGGGAAAGUCUUCAAGAACGCUCUUCUGGAAGCGGAGAUGCGCUUCAAGGAGAUCAAGAUGGAGCGGGAGGCAAAGGAAGCCCAGGAGAACGAUCGGAAACCUCCGCCGUACAAGUACAUCAAGGUCAACAAGCCCUGCGGAAAGGUGCAGAUCCGCACCGCCGACAUCUCGGAGAUCCCCAAGUGCAACUGCAAGCCCGUGGACGAGAAGCCCUGCGGGUUCGAGUCGGAGUGCCUCAACAGGAUGCUGAUGUACGAGUGCCACCCCGCGGUGUGCCCGGCGGGCGCCAGCUGCCAGAACCAGGGCUUCACCAAGCGCCAGUACCCCGAGACCAAGAUCAUCAAGACCGCGGGCAAGGGCUGGGGGCUGGUGGCCAAGAGGGACAUCAAGAAGGGGGAGUUUGUCAACGAGUACGUGGGAGAGCUGAUUGACGAGGAGGAGUGCCGAGCCAGGAUCAAAUAUGCGCAGGAGAAUGACAUCACUCACUUCUACAUGCUCACCAUCGACAAGGACCGCGUCAUCGACGCCGGCCUCAAGGGGAACUACUCCCGCUUCAUGAACCACAGCUGCCAGCCCAACUGCGAGACGCAGAAGUGGACGGUCAACGGGGACACGCGGGUGGGCUUGUUCGCGGUCUGCGACAUCCCUGCGGGCACGGAGCUGACCUUCAACUACAACCUGGACUGCCUGGGGAACGAGAAGACCGUCUGCCGCUGUGGCGCCCCCAACUGCAGCGGCUUCCUGGGGGACAGGCCCAAGAACGCCCCCAGCGGCGCCUCGGAAGACAAGGGCAAGAAGGCCAAGAAGAAGCUGCGGAGGCGGCGGGCGCGGCACGAGGGGAAGAAGUCGGAGGACGAGUGCUUCCGCUGCGGCGACGGCGGCCAGCUGGUGCUGUGCGACAAGAAGGGCUGCACCAAGGCCUACCACCUGUCCUGCCUGGACCUGACCAAGCGGCCCUUCGGCCGGUGGGACUGUCCCUGGCACCACUGCGACGUCUGUGGAAAAAACUCUGUGGCGUUCUGCCAGCUCUGCCCAAACUCUUUCUGCAAGGCGCACCAGGAGGGGGCGCUGCGCCCCUGGGGCACCUCUGGACAGCUGUGCUGCCAGGAGCACGAGGACCAGGAGCUGCACCCCAGUCUGGACAGGAAGGAGGCCGAAGCAGAGAGGCCGCCCGCCGACAGGCAGCGGCCUGCCAAGAACUCCAAGAAAGCAUAGGCCUCGGGGGGACGGCCUCAGACCAGAGACUCACUGCAGUGCCAAACUGCUAACACUAUCCUGUACAUAAAUACCACACGCCCACGUCUUCACAACCUUCAAGUACUGUACAGCUUACGUUGUUUUCAUCAGGGAAGCCCAGAUUGUUGUUUUCUUUUGUUUAGUUCCACUGAGCCAUCAGAACAGGUUAAUUAUUUUGACAUAGUUUUUUUUUCUAAUAAUGCAUCUGCACUGAUCAGCAUCUGUGGUAAGCACAAUGUUCAAGGCUGCAAAAAAAAAACCUCAUAACUUUCACAGCAUUACAGUUAAACUUGAAUAUUUUAAAGUACUUUUACUGAAAAAAAAUCUAAAACCUAGAGAUGUAUAUUAAAAGACCAAAAUAAUAAGACUGGAAAUAUGUUUUAGAGUUACUUUAAGUUUACCAGCUGGUAAAAGUGUUUCUAGAAGAGGUAAUAUCGUAAAAAAGUAAGAAAAGACACUAUUUGUAGCUCUUAACAACUUUUCAUGUAUUAGUGUAGUUUGCAUUUAAUAGCUCAGUACCUUUUUUUUUGUAGCCCGUCUUGAAUUUGUGAAGAAUAGUAUCUUUAAAUAUUUCAGGGUUAUCAGAGUCUACCCGUGUCAGAGACAAGUAUUAAAAAAAAAAAAGGAGAGAAAAAACGAUAAUAUUCAGAUUUAAAGUUUGUUUACUUGAUUUUCCUUCUGAUCUGUUGGUGAGUGAUGAGAAGUCAGUUUGAAGCCUUUUGUUUGUCUUGGUGUUCAGAGUACUUUAAAAAGGGUUGCUAGUAAACACUGUCAAAGGAACAUUU